AUGAAAUUAAUAAUAAAAAAUUUAAUACUUUUAUUAGUAUCAUGUUUAUACUUUUUAAGUAAUGUAAGUUGUGAUCAAGAAGUUCAUAUGGCUUUACUCUUGGAAGGACAAGUUGAUGAUUUAGGUAUCAAUUAUGAAGUUAAUCAAGGUUUAGCAGAGACAGAAGCAUUAAUUCAAAGAGCGGCCAAAGUUAUUAAUGAUGCCAACUCAUAUGAUUCAACUUAUGAUAAUAUUAAAAGUUUAUUAGAUCAAGAUAAUCCAUACAAUUUAAUCAUCACAAGUUCAGAAAGUCAAAUGUCAGCAGCAUUAGACAUUGCCUCUGAUUAUGAAGAUACAUAUUUCUUAAUUUUUGGUGACAUGGGUGACAAAAAAGUGCCACAUAGUAAAGUUGGUACCUACUAUUUCAAUUUGGUUUCACCACAUUUCGUUUUGGGUUUCAUUGCAGGUGGUAUGGGUAAAAGCGUUGGUAUGGUUGUACCAGGUCCACCAACUGAGAAUUAUUUCACUGCAAAUGCUUUUUACGCCGGUAUGAAAUAUUAUACGUCACCAGCUGGUGCACCAAAUCCAUCUUUAUCAGUUGUAGCCACUUCAAGUUAUGAUGAUUAUGAUACUGCAACUGGUGCUGGUAGAAUUUUAUUAACCAAAGAUAUCGAUAUUUGUACUCAAAGUCAAACCGAUAUGACCGUUGCAAAUAUGUUUUUAAAUGCUUCAAAAUGGGCUUUUGGUACAAAUGGUUUCCCACAAUCAAACAUCUAUGGUAAUCGUAUCAUUCAAUCUGUUGUUCAUAAUUUUCAAGUGCCAUUCUAUGAAGCUGCAACUAUGGUAAUGAAAAAUACUUGGAAAAAUGGCUAUAAUUUCUUUGGUGAUUUUAAUAAUAAUUUCUUUUAUUUAGAUUAUUAUAGUUUUUUAGUUGAUCCAUUACUUAAAAAUCAAACUGAAGAUUUAAUUUCAACAAUUAAAGGUGGUGCUAAACCAUAUAUUACAAAUGGUUUAACUUAUGAAAAAAUAUUAGAACAAACUAAACUUUCAACAGGAAUUACUGAUUUAGGUUAUUAUGCAGUACCAACUACUGAAGUUUAUACAACUGGUAGUAUUAAUAAAACAUUUAUGGCAGUUUCAAUCUUAGAGAUGGCAAUUUGUUUAAUUAUUGGUAUAAUUGUAAUUUUCUUCUUUAGUAGAAAUAUUAAUAUCAUCUAUUCAACCAUUCCAUAUUGUUUAACCAUUUUAUUGGGAGCAUCUCUUAUUGCAGUGGCUAUUUUCCUUUGGAAUCUUCGUGAUUUAAAUACUCAAAUUUGUACAUCAAAGAUUUGGAUGGCAUCAUUGGGUUACAAUGUUUUAAUUGGUUUCAUUAUUAUCAAGAGUUCAUUGAUCUACUUUAAAUUCAAAGAGAUGGUUAAAUCAAAGAAUGAAAAGAUUAGUCCAAUUCCAUUUGGUCGUAUUGUUCUCUGGUUCGUUCCAUUGUUAAUUAUCGAUUGUGUUUUAUUGAUCAUCUAUAGUACUAGUGGUAAUCCAGGUAAAAUCGAUUCACUCGGUUUGGAUGGUAUUGGCAGAUAUGAAUACACUCAAAAUUGUGUAAACAAUUUAACCGGUGAUAUCAUCCUUUACAUUAUCUUGGUUUUCCAUGGUUUACAAUUACUCUAUGGUUGUGUUAUCGCUUGGAAGACUCGUGUCAUCGAUUUGGAAGAAUUCAUUGAAGCUCAUGAUUUCGCUACCGCCAUUUAUUUAAUCACUUUCUGUAGUUUCAUUAUCGUUAUUCUCAUGGUUGGUGUCACUUCAACUAGUAACAGAAAUACAAUUAUCUCUGCUUGUGCUAUCUUUUCUUCCUUCUCUUGUGUAUUAAUUAUUUUUGGUGCUAAAUUCUGGAAAAUUUAUAAACCAGUUGAAGAUGAUGGUCUUCCACAAAUUAAACUAAAGCCACAAAAAUCUUACAGUGGUUCUGGUGGUUCUGGUAACUCAAGUGGUUCAAAGUCAAAGAAAACCUCUGCUCACUCUAGCACAAGUGGUGUUAAAUCUGGUACUUCUGCUCCAACUCAAACUUCUCAAAGUGCUAUGGCCAGUAUUAAUAUUCAAAACUUUGUAAAUCCAAUUGAAGCAAGUUCAAGAGCUGCUGCACAAAAUGAUAAUUAA
Messenger RNA from Dictyostelium discoideum AX4, 2127 nucleotides. It is a transcript of the gene grlL, whose product is annotated as G-protein-coupled receptor family 3 protein 11. The record is from RefSeq and is a predicted model, not a curated record. Bases 1 to 2127 code for a protein of 708 amino acids. The transcript has 2 exons. Lineage: Eukaryota; Evosea; Eumycetozoa; Dictyosteliales; Dictyosteliaceae.